AUGGACCUAACCUCGUCGUACGGAACAACUCUGGAUCUCGAUGAACGUCCUGCAGACAUCCUCGAGAUACUGGCAAUGCUCGUGCCAUCGAUUGAGAUCACUAUGGCGUCUCUCUACGACUUGCAGGUAGCGCUCAAUGAAAUCAAUGGGAGGCGCUACACCAGGCGGUUUGCCGACAUCCGCACGUCGAUCAAGGCACAGUGGGAAAUUAUGAUCCAGAUUUUACGUCAGACGCAUGCAUUCGCUACCGAUGUGGCAUAUCUAAGAAGGCAUAUGAGAAAGUCUACCUUGACUGAUGUACAGGAAGCUCUCGACGACAUGUCUGCGGAAGCGGUCAAGCUCAAGGCUGCCUCAAGUUUAUUAUCUCAAGAGCACCUAGAAUCUCUUUCUUCGUACAUCGAGCACUUCAAAGUGCUCAAGCAUCAUCUACGAGCCCAGGAUUUUCUCGAGUCUUCCAGACCUUAUGAGGACCCAAACGCAAAACGCGUAGGCAAACGUGCCCUGAAGGAGCUCAACUGCGGGCUUGAGGGUAUUCAAACCGCCUUGGAUCUACAGUCCAAAUUCUGGUCGGAUCAGGUCGUUGCUUGCCAGGCGUGUCGACAGGCGCUAGUCCGAGGUUUUGAGCCGCAGGACAAAGCGUGGAUGGUGCAAUUGACGAGCGAGUGGAAGCAGUACGAAAGUGGAGUGGAGAAGGCCAUUCAUUCCAUCACCAAAGUAUCCGAUGCGCUCACAAUAAGCGCAACAAGAGCUGGUAAAAGGAACGUUCGCGGUACCUCGCACCCAGGUAACGAGCGUGGCGACGGAACGCUCUUCUCACUCGCAGCGGUAUUCUUUGUGGUGAUUCUGAUGGCGCUCCUAGGGUAUUUCCAGGGUAUAUGGUGA
Serendipita indica DSM 11827 is the source of this 882-nucleotide messenger RNA. The record is from the annotation of a GenBank genome assembly. Lineage: Eukaryota; Fungi; Basidiomycota; Agaricomycetes; Sebacinales; Serendipitaceae.